GACCCCUAGUGAUGCUUCCAACUGCAAAUCCACUCAGAUCUUCCUGCCAGAUCCAGCCUGUCCAGCAUGUCCAUCAGCAGAAACUCCUACAGCCGUAAGGCCAUGAGUGUGUACGGCGGAGCAGGAGGCUCUAACACUCACAUCACGAGGCCCAACUGGGCUCCCGUCCACGGAGACCUGGACCUCACCUACGGGACUGACCUCCAUAUUAGCGACAACAAAAAGGCCACCAUGCAGAACCUGAACGACCGUCUGGCUUCCUACCUGGAGAAGGUGCGGAGGUUGGAGAAGGAGAACGAGCAGCUGGAAAUGCAGAUCAGGGAGUGGUACAAGAGCAGAACUGUGGUGUCCAACGACUUCUCCAAAUACUUCAUCAUCAUCAAGGACCUGCAGGACAAGAUCUUCAUGGCCUCCAAGCUCAACGCCAAAAGUGCCCUGGAAAUUGAUAACUCCCAGCUGGCAGCCGAUGACUUCAGGAUGAAGUACGAGAACGAGCUGGCCGUGAAGAUGGCUGUGGAGGCCGACAUUGCAGGGCUGAGGAGGCUGCUGGACGACUCGAACCUGAAGAGGAUGGAUCUGGAGAGUCAGUGUGAGGGUCUGAGGGAGGAGCUCAUCAUGCUGAAGAAGAACCACGAAGAGGAACUGGCCCUGCUGAAGAAACCUGUGCAAGAGCAGGUCAACGUGGUCGUGGACGCCCCUUCCACCUCAGACCUGAACGAGGCCAUGAUGGAGAUCAGAGAGAAGUAUGAGAGUCUGAUUGCCAAGAACAAAAAGGAAAUUGAGUUGUGGUACAACAAGAAGAUCCUGGAAAUGGAGCAUGAUGUCAAGAAAUAUUCAGAGGAUCUGAAAACAUCAAACACUGAGAUCAAAGAGCUGAAGAUCACCUUCCAGAAGCUCCAGAUUGAUCUGGAGUCCCAUUUGAGCAUGAAAGCAUCUCUGGAAGAAACCCUAUCAGAGACUCACUCGUGCUUUGCUGCACAACUGGCAAGCCUGCAGGAGAUGGUUUCCAGUCUGGAAGUUCAGCUGUCCCAGAUCCACAGUGACAUCUAUAGCAACCAGCAGGAAUUCACCAUCCUGCUGGAGGUGAAGACCCGUCUGGAGAAAGAAAUUGCAGAAUACAGAAGGCUGCUGGAGGGGGAGGAUGAGAGCUCUAAACAAGUAAUCACAAAGGUCAUCACUGUGGUGGAGACAGUCGUAGAUGGAAAGGUGGUUCAAAGUUCAAAGACAGUGGAUGUGGAUGUGGAUGAAGUUGAGUGAAGCUGUGGAUUCAUCUACAGAAAGCAAUAAAGAUGAUUCAGACAAAUCAAA
Molecule: messenger RNA, 1308 nt
Organism: Oryzias latipes (Japanese medaka)
Lineage: Eukaryota; Metazoa; Chordata; Actinopteri; Beloniformes; Adrianichthyidae
Gene: krt98
Product: keratin 98
Cellular component (GO): cytoskeleton
Molecular function (GO): structural molecule activity
Source: RefSeq, a predicted model, not a curated record